Molecule: messenger RNA, 2850 nt
Organism: Menidia menidia (Atlantic silverside)
Lineage: Eukaryota; Metazoa; Chordata; Actinopteri; Atheriniformes; Atherinopsidae
Source: the annotation of a GenBank genome assembly
CGGCAUCAGGACUCCCCGGCAGGUUCCUCUGCCCGGCUCCCCCCCCCCCCCCCUUCAUCCCCUCCUCCGGAAGAAUCACUUCGGUUGUUGGAACUGGUUACAGGAGCACCAUCCAUCCAUUCACCGAGAGAAAAGGUUUUUUACUUGACUAAUUGUCCAUCGAGCAUCCUAUCCGGAAAACGAUGGGGCGUUUGACUGAGGUUUGCUGUCUUCUUUUGCUUUGAUGACUGAAUUGGGGACUUGCCAUGCCCCCCUCUUGUAUUUGCAAGACAUAUUCACUGAGAAAACAUUAGGCUAUUCACUGGAAGCCGCACCGAGAUCUCCUGCGCGCAGGACGCGUCAUGUAAAUGCUUCUCCUCGCCUUCAUCACGACCGGGGCGUCGGGUGCGGGGAUGCCGCCCCAGUAGCGCGCUCACACCCUGCCGGUUCUCAGACAGAUCGCCGGGAUUUCCGUUUUUUUGGGCGACAUGGAAAGCUGGAGCCGGGCGGUGACCGUCGGGGACCGGGCGGUCAACCUGACGGCGGCCAGCCUCUGGCUGGAUCUGCCCAACGCGUCCAGCCCGUCCAGCCGGUGGGACGGGAACGGCCAGCGGCGCCUGGUCCGGGAGCAGGCUUACCGGGACUUCACCACCACCAUCCAGCUGCUCAUCCUCGCAGGUUCCCUGCUCGGGAAUGCCACCGUGCUGUGGUGCACCUGCUGCACCAGCGUCUUCAAGUCGGUGACCAACCGAUUCAUCCAAAACCUGGCCUGCUCGGGGAUCUGCGCCGGCCUGGUGUGCAUCCCCUACGACGUGGCCCUGGGGGCCAGUCCCCGCUGCUGCCUGUGGCUCCACACGCUGCUGCUCUGCAAGGCCCUGAAGUUCCUCCACAAGCUCUUCUGCUCCGCCACCGUGCUCAGCUUCAGCGCCAUCGCCCUGGACCGAUACUACUCUGUGCUGUACCCUCUAGAGAGGAAAAUCUCUGAAGCGAGAUCUCGAGAGCUGGUCGUCUACAUCUGGGUCCACGCGGCGGUGGCCAGCCUCCCCGUGUUUGCCGUGACCAACGUGACCGACGUCUACGUCAGCUCGUCCUGCUCGGACGACCACGCCCACUCCGUGGGCCACGUGGUCUACGUGCUGGCCUACAACAUCACCACGGUGAUCCUGCCCCUCACCCUGGUCUUCCUCCUGAUGCUCCUGAUCCGCAGGGCGCUCAGCGCCAGCCAGAAGAAGAAGGUGAUCAUCGCGGCGCUGCGCACUCCCCAGAACAGCAUCUCCAUCCCCUACGUUUCCCAGAGAGAGGCGGAGCUGCACGCCACCCUGCUGGCCGCCGUCCUGGCCUUUUCCGCCUGCAGCGCCCCCUACGGGGUCCUGGUGAUCUAUCGCACCGUUUUGGUGGACACCGGAGAGAUGCCCGUCCUGCUGUAUCUCACGGCUCUUUGGCUCCCCAAGGUGUCUCUGCUCACCAACCCGCUGCUGUUCCUCACCGUCAACCGCUCGGCGCGUCACAGCUGGCUGGACCUCCUGGCCCGGGUUCACAGACGCUACAGCCGCCGCAACGUGGUCAGCUCUGGAGGCCUGGCCUCCCUAGGGGGCGAGGGGGUCAUCGGAGAGCCAGUGGGACUGGAGGCGGCUGGUCGCUCCGGGAGCCAGCUUCUGGAGAUGUUUAACAUUGGCCAGCAGCAGAUAUUCAAACCUUCUGAAGAAGAAGAAGAAGAAGAGGAGGAGGUAGAGAAUGAGAUCCCCGCCAAAGGAUUAGGAAGCUGCUCGGGAUCCAUAGAGGACCAGAAGGCUGUGACAAGACUAGGGAGCCUCAAAGGGGAAGUGAACACAAAAAUGGACUCUGGAGCAGUGGUCAUCACUAAGGAAGUGCCUCCUUCAGCCACAGCACCGCGAUCAUCCCCGGUCCACACGUGUGCUUACACCUCCUCAUCACAGGUGGCUCCCGCUACCCCCACAGAAGCCGGGGACUCCCCUCAGUUCGGCUUCGGACCUUUUGAGCUGCCUCCGCAGUGGUUGCCCGAGACCAGGAACAGCAAGAAAAGGCUGCUGCCCCCACUGGGCAACACUCCCGAGGAGCUGAUCCAGACCAAACUGCCCCGGCCGCGGCCCGAACGCCGCAUCAGCAGAAACAACAAGGUCAGCACCAUUCCCACCGUGGACCCGUGAAUUAGCCGGCCUCAAAUCCGCCAUGCUGGACACACGUUGGUACAGGAGAGACCCCCUGGACCAGAAGCCCUCAGAAUGACUCAGGUGUAUGUGUGACUUCUAUUAAACAUUUUUACUCUUUUGCAGUUGUCAUCAUGGAGCAAAUUAAAAUGUCACACCGUUCUGAGCAAAAAGAAAACCCACCUGAGGCACUGCAGUAUUCAUAAUGGAUGAAAAUCAAUUUGCUAUCAAAUAUACACAAUGUGAGAAAUGUGUUUGUAUUACCACUGAUCUGAAUGACCUGGUUUCAUAUCUUAGCAACCCCCACAAUGACUAAACCAUGUAGAGGGCAGAUCUUUCUUUUUUUAUUGCCUCUUGAUUCCCUCCUGGCGCUUAGUAUCCACGAACAAAAAACACUGAAAUAUGGCCACGGUACAAAAAUCAAGAGAGAAUUAUCAAUGACACAAUUCGUAGUUUGGGUUCGGUUUUGCUGUGACUGAUUGCAUGAACACAUAUUAUCUUUCACCUCAUCAAUCACAAGACCAUUUUUGUAGCCAUGUUUUACUGAAAUAUUUGGAAUUAAUGUUCCAUUUACUGCCUUUUUUCCUCACAUUACUUUCUACGAUGUUCCAAUCUCCACAAACGUUUUAGAUGUUGUUUGUACUUUGUACGUAUGUUUCAUAUUAUGACAAUACAGAUGUACAUUAUGCAAAAUACAUGCCUG